GUGGCAAGUUGUUUGUUACAGCGAGCACCAGCUGCUGCCUGCGCCCGGCGCCGCGCGCCGCUGCUCCGCCGCUCGGCCGCUCCGCCGGCGCUGCCUCCUUCGCCCGUCGCCGCCGCCGCCGCCGCCCGCCCGCGGCCCCUCGCAACUUGGCGGGCCUCCCUGCCCGGGACCCAGCCGGGCCCGGCGCCGAGCUUGCGGUCCCCGGGCCGGCUGCCCGCGGCGGCUCGGUGCCGGCUGGGCGCGGAGGGGGCGGGGGCCGCGGCUCGCCCCCCGCCGAUGAGCCGCCGCGGAGCGCGGGCGGACGAUGGAACUCCACAUCCUGGAGCACCGGCUGCAAGUUGCCAGCGUCGCCAAGGAGAGUCUGCCGCUCUUCACCUACGGCCUGAUCAAACUUGCCUUCCUGUCCUCCAAGACCAGGUGCAAGUUCUUCAGCCUGACGGAGACGCCGGAGGACUACACCAUCAUCGUUGACGAGGAGGGCUUCCUGGAGCUGCCCUCCUCCGAGCACCUGAGUGUGGCCGACGCCACCUGGCUGGCUCUGAACGUGGUGUCCGGCGGCGGCGGCUUCUCCAGCUCCCAGCCCAUCGGAGUGACCAAGAUCGCCAAGUCGGUCAUCGCCCCGCUGGCCGACCAGAACAUCUCGGUGUUCAUGCUGUCCACCUACCAGACGGACUUCAUCCUGGUGCGCGAGCGAGACCUGCCCUUCGUCACCCACACGCUGUCCACGGAGUUCACCAUCCUGCGGGUGGUCAAUGGCGAGACGGUGGCCGCAGAGAACCUCGGCAUCACCAACGGCUUCGUGAAGCCCAAGAUGGUCCAGAGGCCCGUCAUCCACCCGCUGUCCAGCCCCAGCAACAGGUUCUGCGUCACCAGCCUGGACCCCGACACGCUGCCCACCGUGGCCACGCUCCUCAUGGACGUCAUGUUCUACUCCAACGGCGUGAAGGACCCCCUGGCUGGCAGUGAGGACUGUGGCCACAUCCGCUUCUUCUCCUUCUCCCUCAUCGAGGGCUACAUCUCCCUCGUGAUGGACGUGCAGACCCAGCAGAGGUUCCCCAGCAACCUGCUGUUCACCAGCGCCUCGGGAGAGCUCUGGAAGAUGGUGCGCAUCGGAGGGCAGCCCCUGGGGUUCGAUGAGUGUGGAAUCGUGGCCCAGAUCUCCGAGCCCCUGGCCGCGGCGGACAUCCCUGCCUACUACAUCAGCACCUUCAAGUUCGACCACGCACUGGUUCCAGAAGAGAACAUCAGCGGGGUCAUCAGCGCCCUGAAGGUCAGCCAGGCGGAGAAGCACUAGGAGGCCCUCCGCCACCCCGCAGCCGGGCCUGGCCAGCCCUCCCCAAGACCGUUCUUGCAGUAUUUCUCCAGACUGGACAGCCGGCCGGCACCUGAGCUAGGGACCUCUAGGACACUCCCCCGUUGCCAGCCCCUCGGGACCCGGCCCGGGCCAAGGCCCCGCGCCCCUUCCAGCCCUUCCAAGAAUGACCGGUUUCCUGGCCCCGGCCUCACCCCAGAAAAUGGCUUCUGAGGCCCAGGGGACCUGGACGUGGACCCACCCGCCCGUGUGGCCCCAGGCACGGCCUGGGGCAGGCGCCCGGGGAAGCUGGCACGUCCUAGGAGGUGUCCCGCCCCCGGCGUCGUCCUGGGGGGCUGGGGGAGCGCGACUGCGCAUGCGCAACUCGGGGAGGCCCCCGGAAGGCGGGGGCUGAGCGCCUGGCCGCUGGUCUCUGGUCCAUCAGCUCAGGGCUGGUUCCCUCAGAUGGAGGCCAGCGGGCGGCCUGUGGCCGGAGGGGCCCAGGCAGGAGCAGUGGCCGCGGGGGAGGCCGCCGGCCGCCCGGCACCGCCUGCCAACCCAGGGCCUGCGCCCGACGCCCAGCGCGACUGCCAAGAGGGGCCCCGCGCCCCACGCACUCCCUCCUGGGGAGAAGGGGUCCCGAGACCACCAGCUGCUGCCCCUGCUCCCCUCCGGCCAGGGCAGACGGCGCCUGGGCUCCUGGGUCGCCCACCUCCCAGCAGCGACCCGACCAGCACAGGGCUCCUCGGCCGCCCUGGCCCAGCUCGCCCUGCUGCCCGCCCGCCCUGGGCCGCGCGGCGUCCCCGAGUACUUGACCUGGCGGCGGCGCGACUGAGCCUUAAUAGAGAAACCCUUCUCCGUUCAGCCUGCGUCCAGCGUAUCCCGGCCGCGGCCGCGGAGCCCCUGUCUGUCGCGGGAGGCGGGCCGUCUGAGUUCUGGGGGCGCCGAGGACCAGGCCCUGCCUUCCGGGUGAGCCGGGAGCAGGGCUCUGUGACAAGACACCGCUCCCGAGGCGCCUCAGCCAUGUGCGGUUCUGUCCGGGCCUCAGAGGGGCGAAGGGACCCGAGGGUCCCGGGAGGUGGCAGGCCAGCAGGUGUGUGGAGCAGGACCCCAGCCGCGGAGGCUGCGCCCUCAGGGUGGCGCUGUCCCCGAGCAGGUCACAGGAGCAGGGUGGCGGCUGUCCUGGUGAAGGGCUGUGCACGUGCUGCUCCUUGCGAGCCCCAGACCCCGGAUGGAGGAGCCCCUGGACCCCGUGGAUGCUCGCGGCCAGCGCACCAGUCAGAACCCCCUUUUCCUGUGUGCGCUGAAGUUGGUUCGUUUUGCACAAAACUCCAAAACAACCAAAUCUUGUAAACUGCUGGUCCCAGAAGGGCAGCGGCCAGGCAGCAGGGCCGAGGUCGCAGCCCAGACCCCUCUUGUCCCCGGAAGGCCUGGCUCUUCCGCGGCGCCCCCGCCCCCUGUCGCUUCCCAGGUCCCCUCUCCGCCCUCCCGUGUGCAAGUGUGGCCCCAGGAAGUCCGUGGUACGCCUGUGAGCCGUGUUGUCUGUGGCUGGAGCUCCGUCCUGUACAUAGCAUAUAUACCUGAGCAAUAUAUUCCUUAAUAUAUUCCCCGCGCAGCGCCGCACGGCCCGUCUGCGUGCGACGCGAGGGCCCGCCCUGCCCGCCGUCCCGGGCGCACGGGCACGUCUGGAGCCUCCGUGUGUUUUAAUUGGGGUACAUCAGCAAUAGAACAGUCGCCGACCCGAGGGAACGACCAGCAGCCGGGAGACGGCUGUGCCGGCGGUCGUGGCCAGUGUGGGGUCCCACAGCCCAGGCCCCUGGGCACCUCGAUUUGCUCACAGGGACAUGGGUCCAGCGGUGGAGGGAGAGUCGGGACUUCUUGCUCUUGAAUAGAACGACCCCCUCCCCAGUGUCACCCUGAAGACCAAGGCAGUGGACAGGUCACUCCUUGCCUUUCCCCAGGGUCCCCCCUUCUCAGAUGGCUUUCCUGCUGGUGGCUCACCUGAACUCUUUACUUAAAAAAAAAAAAAAAAAAAAAAAAAAAAAAAAACCUGCAAGCUUAGCAAUCUCAGGUUCUUUGCCCAGGUGUCCUCCUGGGAACCGGCCCUUUCUGUCCCAGAGAACCACGUAGACCAGGUCCAGGAAGGGGACCCUCCAGCUGCCUCCUCAGGAGCUGCCCCAGGAACCCCUCCACCUGGCCACAGUGUCCCCCCACUCUCCCCCACCGUCCUGCUGUGUCCCUGCUGGUGUGGGUGGGGAGGGUCUCCAUGGCUCUGGGGUGGAGCUGUUCCCAGGGGCUGUCUGCUCUCCUCCUUACCAUGCCCCCGUCCCCGGGUUUGCUGGUCUCUCCAGACCCCACGUGGAGGGCCAAGCGUUUCUGUGGGGCCCAGAUCACAGGCUCCCUGCCUGGGCAGCCUGAGGAGCCUGUGGGCGGCACCAGGUCCUCUGAGUUCCCGCUGAUGGGGCUGUAGAACCACUAGGCCAGCUGGGCGAGGCUCUGUGUGGCAGGGGACAUUCAGGCCCAGAGUGGCCACCUGGGCUCCAGAGUGUGGCUUUGCCCGUGAGCCUCUGCAGCAAGAGGCACCAGCCGCCCAGUGCCAGCUCCCUCACCUGAUCCCUGAACUGCAGACCAGUGGGGGGCAGCAGGGACCCCAGGGACAGAAGCCCCCUCCAGUCAGCCCUCAACGUGCGCUGCGCUGCUUCCCACGAAGCCCCCCACAGCCCGUCCUGGCCCAGCAGAGACAACAGGUGUGGCCGGCUCUGCACUGCUUCCUCCACGGGGGGCUCCAGAGCCCCCGAGAGGCGCUGCCCAACCACAGAACUGCCCUCUGCUGAACUGGAGAGGUGGCACCUGACCCUGUAACCUCUGGGGUAACCAGGGCUUCCCAAACCGUCAACUCCAGGCAGGAGACCCUGGGUUGGAGGGAAGGAGCUGCCCCACACCACCCGCGGAGGCAGCGUGACCCCAAUGGCGGUCGGUGACAACGGGACAUUUGGCCCCUCUGAGGCAGGAGAGGACGCUGGCGGUCAGGAGACAGGAUUCGGGGCAGGUGGGGAGGUCCAGGCCCCAAUCCAAGCCUGGGGCCCUGUCUGCCUGAUGAACAAUCUUCAGAGAUGACCCUAGGCCACCUGCCACCUGCCCCCACUGACCAUGUUCCCCAGGCAGUUCAGUCUUUAGAUUGGACACAGGGACAAGGGCUCUUCCCAGCUUCAGCCAAGAGGAUUUUGGGGGAGCACAGGCGAGGCCCAGGAACAGGGAGAGGAGCCACCCGCAGCAGCGCCCGCACCGGCCAGCGGCCAGGAGCAAGGACGCUGGGGCUCCCAUGAGGGAGCCCGCACUGUGGUUCGGAAGGUCAGGCCUGGAGGGGAGCUGGCCAGGGCGGCCAGAGGGCAGCCGCAGAGGAGUGGACCCUGGCUGGCUGCGAGGCCUCCUGCACCUCCAAGCGCCUCCCGGCCUUUUUUCUUACACUUUCAAAUUAGAAGUGGCUUCCCUGUGCCACACUGAGGGUGGGCUGUGGCCCCAGCUCAGCCUCCACGCCCUCCUGUGAAGGCCACUGUCCCAGGGAAGGGGAAGGUGGAGCUGCUGGUUGAGGCAGUGUCUUGGGGGCAAGGGCACCAGGCUAGGGCCCCUGGGCAGCCUGGCAGGCAGGAAUCUGGGAGGGGCGGCUCUGGGCGCGGCUUGCUUCCUGCGUGUUCGUGAGCGUGUGCGUGGGGCGUGAGCGUGUGCGCACAGCGGCCAGGCCUGAGCAGCAGCUCUGCUGGUUGGGUGAUGGAGUCCUGGGGAGCAGCCUUGGCCGUGGCACGUGUGCAGGUCAGAGGGCCGCCCUGACCAGGCAGGGAGCCGAGGCACGACCCUGGCCCCGGUGUGGAGACUGCUCGGAGGGGACAGGCGCCCUCAGGCUGGCCGUCCAUGCGGCUGGCCUGACUGGAACCUUGAGGUCACCUGAACCCGAAGACGGUCUUCGCAGGGAGCCAGGUGGUGCCCUCAACCUAUGGACUCCUCCCGAGAAAGGGUCAGCAAAGUCGGAGGCCCAGGCGGGGCCACACCGAGACAGGCCGGCUCCGUGCGCGUCCCUUUCCACUGCCUCAGUUUACCUCCAUCAGAAAACGUUCCCGAGCGGAGCGGUCGGCUCCCCAGUAGCGGGGCUGGUGGAGGCAGGACCCCAGGCCCCCCAGGCUCCUCGCACGCGAGGCCAGAUCAUUUCCGUUACCCCGAGGUUGGGGAGCGGGGGUGGGGGCGGGGGUCUGCACCCCAGAGCCUCCUCUGGGGCGGGGCCAGGCGUCCUGCCCACAGCCCCCUCUGGGCUGCACCUGGCCUGCCGUGCCCGGUCACCAGCAGCACCAGUGGCACUUCACCCGUCCCAGGUCUGGUUCCUGCCCCAGCCCCAGCGCCCUCGCGCCUACUUUCUUUGUCAAAGAAACAAACCCCUCGAGAUUCACGUACUGUAUGACGGAGAGAAAAAAGUACCUAAUGUUCCCCAAAAAGACAGUAUAUUUUGUACUUUGUAAAGUGUUAAUUAAA
Molecule: messenger RNA, 5812 nt
Organism: Sciurus carolinensis (gray squirrel)
Lineage: Eukaryota; Metazoa; Chordata; Mammalia; Rodentia; Sciuridae
Gene: Castor2
Product: cytosolic arginine sensor for mTORC1 subunit 2
Exons: 9
Coding region: 305-1294 (329 amino acids)
Biological process (GO): negative regulation of TORC1 signaling; cellular response to L-arginine
Cellular component (GO): cytosol
Source: RefSeq, a predicted model, not a curated record